Messenger RNA from Penicilliopsis zonata CBS 506.65, 1215 nucleotides. RefSeq lists its product as hypothetical. Lineage: Eukaryota; Fungi; Ascomycota; Eurotiomycetes; Eurotiales; Aspergillaceae. The coding region runs from base 156 to 1076 and encodes 306 amino acids. The transcript has a single exon. The record is from RefSeq and is a predicted model, not a curated record.
CUAUUCUUAUCUUUCAAACACCACUUCUACUUGACCUUUCUCUCAUCGCAUGGAAAUCAACCAAGAGCAGUUCCGCACCACCCUCGAAGCAGCCGUCCAUCAACAUGCUGUCUACUAUACCGACUGCUACGCCCUGACCAUCCGGUGGGAAGAGGAUGAUACUUCCGCCCAGCAGGAGGCUGCUCGCUUUCAGUCCAUGCUCAGCGCCCUUCAACUCCCCCGCUGCCCGUGAGUUUGUCAUCACCAACACAGACCGAACGCCCGGCUGGAGCGUCAUGGGCGUCUUGGAAGAGGUCGUGAGUAAGGCAGAGAAGACAACCGGACGGUCGGUCGUCAUGGUCCAUUACGCGGGCCAUGGCAUGCUGGGGCCGAAUGGCAACCUUCUGGGUGUGGAAGGCGCCUCUAAUCGUCGCUUUGAUGCCCAACGCUGCCUCGUCGAAAUCCUCGAUCUUCUCGAUUCAACAAUCGUCGACACUCUUUUCGUUUUUGACUGCUGCUAUUCGUUUGCGGCAUGCCGGGCCCCAGAAGUGAGCGGUCGCAUCGUUGAGAUUAUUGGCGCCAGCGACAAUACGCCGCUUUUCACGAACUCUCCCCCUGGAAAUACUCUCACAGCCAAGCUGGAAGGCGAGAUUCGCUUUCGACAGAGACAGGGCCAUCGAUAUAUUGAGUUUGCAGACGUUGUGCAGACCCUCCGAAGCCGGGAAAACGCCGUGAAGCCUGCUCACACAUUGAGAAUAGGGGCCUCAUCUAUCUGUCUACCACUCAAUGGGCUCAAUACAAUUAAUCCGUUGCACAUCCCGCCAACCCAUCGGGCUGUCUUUAGUGUGUACAUCAGCAAUGACAUGAGCCAGCAGGAACUCGACCAGUUCGCGGCUUUGCUUCGAAGCUUUCCACGAAAUGCCUCUAUCACACUUGAUGGCGUGUAUCCGACUGGUUCUAUAUGUCUCAUCUUGAGCUCGGCGUAUGCUGUCUACUCAAAGCUUGCUGGGAUGCAGGGGUACAGGUUUAUUGCUGAAGCAACUGGAUCUAAUCUCCUACGGCAACAAGAGACACCCGGGCUUCUCUUGAAGGAAUAGCUUCAAUAUGCAGAAUCCUAGCUUUGAGGAUCUCACAGUCUUUCCAUCUGAUUCUUAGUAGAAUAAAAACCAACUCUUGUUACUCCAACAUUGGUCUAUACGUCGUUGGAUAGAUGAAAGAAACAAGAAGAUAGGAAGC